UAGGCAUUAUUAGACACAAUUUAAACGCAACCAUGAUGAAAUUCUUCGUUUUCCUUACCCUCGCCGCUUUGGCUAGCGCUGAAUUGGUCCGUGUACCAGUUCGCCGCCAAGAAAACUUCCAAAAAUCCUUUGCCAACGUCAAGGCUGAAUUGUCGGUUUUGCGCAGCAAAUAUGGCUUGCCCACUCCCCGUGACUAUGUUGAAGAAGAUUUGUCCAACACCAUGAACAUGGAAUACUACGGCACCAUCACCAUCGGUACCCCACCCCAACAAUUUGAAGUUUUGUUCGAUUCUGGCUCCUCCAACUUGUGGGUGCCCUCCUCCAACUGCUAUGCCAACAACACCGCCUGCCAAAACCACAACAAAUACGACUCAUCUGCCUCCUCCACCUAUGUUGCCAAUGGUGAAUCUUUCUCCAUCCAAUACGGUUCUGGCAGUUUGACCGGCUACUUGUCCACCGAUACCGUCAUCGUCAACGGUUUGACCAUCGAAUCCCAAACCUUUGCUGAAGCCAUGGCUGAGCCCGGCACCAGCUUUGUUGACUCCAGCUUCGAUGGUAUCCUCGGUAUGGCCUACCAAACCAUUGCCGUCGACAAUGUCGUCCCUCCCUUCUACAACAUGUUCGCUCAAGGUUUGGUUGAUUCCGAUGUCUUCUCCUUCUAUUUGACCCGUGGUGGUACCUCCGACCAAGGUGGUGAAUUGAUCUUGGGUGGUGUUGACUCUUCUUUGUACUCCGGUGAUAUCACCUAUGUCGAUGUUUCCGAACAAGGCUACUGGCAAUUCGAAAUGACUAGCGCUGAUAUCUCUGGCAACAAUGUCUGCUCCAACUGCCAAGCUAUUGCCGAUACUGGCACCUCUUUGAUCGUCGUUCCCGAAGAUGCCUACUUCACCAUCAACGAAGCCAUUGGUGGCAGUGAAAAUGAUGAAGGUCAAUUCUUUGUUGACUGCUCCACCGUUUCCUCCUUGCCCAACUUGGACCUUACCAUUGGCGGCACCGUCUUCACCUUGACCCCCGAUAUGUACAUCGUCAACCUUAACGAAGAUGGCACCACCUACUGUAUGUCUGCCUUCACCUACAUGGGUACCGAUUUCUGGAUCUUGGGUGAUGUAUUCAUUGGUCCCUACUACACCGUUUUCGAUUUGGGUAACAACCGUGUUGGUUUUGCUCCAAUUGCCUAAAUUCGAUGUUUUUCAUAAGGAAAAAAUA
Messenger RNA from Musca vetustissima, 1206 nucleotides. Its product is annotated as lysosomal aspartic protease-like. Gene Ontology annotation, biological process: proteolysis; cell death. Gene Ontology annotation, cellular component: lysosome. The record is from RefSeq and is a predicted model, not a curated record. The transcript is spliced from 2 exons. Bases 33 to 1178 code for a protein of 381 amino acids. NCBI's taxonomy places the organism in Eukaryota, Metazoa, Arthropoda, Insecta, Diptera, Muscidae. Gene Ontology annotation, molecular function: aspartic-type endopeptidase activity.